Messenger RNA from Sorex fumeus (smoky shrew), 4693 nucleotides. RefSeq names its product zinc finger DHHC-type palmitoyltransferase 17 (gene ZDHHC17). Gene Ontology annotation, biological process: protein palmitoylation. Gene Ontology annotation, molecular function: palmitoyltransferase activity; protein binding. Lineage: Eukaryota; Metazoa; Chordata; Mammalia; Eulipotyphla; Soricidae. Gene Ontology annotation, cellular component: Golgi membrane. The record is from RefSeq and is a predicted model, not a curated record. Bases 103 to 2001 code for a protein of 632 amino acids. The transcript is spliced from 17 exons.
CCGAGGAGGCGGCGAGAGCGGCCGCGUAGCCGCUGGCGGCGGGGCGGGCGCUCGCCCUCCGCCUCGCCCGAGCCCCGCGAGGGUGAAACGCUUUCUCCCGGCAUGCACCGGGAGGAGGGAUUUAACACCAAGAUGGCGGACGGCCCGGAUGAGUACGAGAGCGAAGCGGGCUGUGUGCCCCUUCUCCAUCCCGAGGAAAUCAAACCACAAAGCCAUUACAAUCAUGGUUAUGGUGAACCUCUUGGACGGAAAACUCAUAUCGACGAUUAUAGCACAUGGGACAUAGUCAAGGCUACACAAUAUGGAAUAUAUGAACGCUGCCGAGAAUUGGUGGAAGCAGGAUACGACGUACGGCAACCGGACAAAGAAAAUGUUACCCUUCUCCAUUGGGCUGCCAUCAAUAACAGAAUAGAUUUAGUCAAAUACUAUAUUUCGAAAGGUGCUAUCGUGGAUCAACUUGGAGGAGACCUAAAUUCAACCCCAUUGCACUGGGCCACAAGACAAGGCCAUCUAUCUAUGGUCGUGCAACUAAUGAAAUAUGGUGCAGAUCCUUCAUUAAUUGAUGGAGAAGGAUGUAGCUGCAUUCAUCUGGCUGCUCAGUUUGGACAUACCUCAAUUGUUGCUUAUCUCAUAGCAAAAGGACAGGAUGUAGAUAUGAUGGAUCAGAAUGGAAUGACACCUUUAAUGUGGGCAGCUUAUAGGACACACAGUGUGGAUCCAACUAGAUUGCUUUUAACAUUCAAUGUUUCAGUUAACCUUGGUGACAAGUAUCACAAAAACACUGCUUUGCAUUGGGCAGUACUAGCAGGGAAUACCACAGUCAUUAGUCUACUUCUGGAAGCAGGAGCUAAUGUUGAUGCCCAGAAUAUCAAGGGUGAAUCUGCACUUGAUUUGGCAAAACAGAGAAAAAAUGUGUGGAUGAUCAACCAUUUACAAGAGGCAAGGCAAGCAAAAGGAUAUGACAAUCCAUCUUUUCUUAGAAAAUUAAAAGCUGAUAAGGAAUUUCGGCAGAAAGUAAUGCUAGGAACUCCUUUCCUCGUUAUUUGGCUGGUUGGAUUUAUAGCAGAUCUAAAUAUUGAUUCCUGGCUCAUUAAGGGGCUAAUGUAUGGUGGUGUUUGGGCUACGGUACAGUUUCUUUCUAAAUCCUUUUUUGAUCAUUCAAUGCAUAGUGCAUUGCCCCUUGGAAUAUAUUUGGCAACCAAAUUCUGGAUGUAUGUGACGUGGUUCUUCUGGUUUUGGAAUGAUCUCAAUUUUUUAUUUAUUCAUCUUCCAUUCCUUGCCAAUAGUGUUGCACUUUUCUACAAUUUUGGAAAAUCUUGGAAAUCAGAUCCAGGGAUUAUUAAAGCUACAGAAGAACAAAAGAAAAAGACAAUAGUUGAACUUGCAGAAACAGGAAGCCUGGACCUCAGUAUAUUCUGCAGUACCUGUUUGAUACGGAAACCUGUGAGGUCCAAACAUUGUGGUGUGUGCAACCGCUGUAUAGCAAAAUUUGAUCAUCAUUGCCCAUGGGUGGGUAACUGCGUAGGUGCAGGCAACCAUAGAUACUUUAUGGGCUACCUAUUCUUCUUGCUUUUUAUGAUAUGCUGGAUGAUUUAUGGUUGUAUUUCCUACUGGGGACUCCACUGUGAGACCACUUACACCAAGGAUGGAUUUUGGACAUAUAUUACACAAAUUGCCACUUGUUCACCUUGGAUGUUUUGGAUGUUUCUGAACAGUGUUUUUCAUUUCAUGUGGGUGGCUGUAUUACUCAUGUGUCAGAUGUACCAGAUAUCAUGUUUAGGUAUUACUACAAAUGAAAGAAUGAAUGCCAGAAGAUACAAGCACUUUAAAGUCACAACAACAUCUAUUGAAAGUCCAUUCAACCAUGGAUGUGUAAGGAAUAUUAUAGACUUCUUUGAAUUUCGAUGCUGUGGCCUCUUUCGUCCUGUUAUCGUGGACUGGACCAGGCAGUAUACAAUAGAAUAUGACCAAAUAUCAGGAUCCGGGUACCAGCUCGUGUAGCAACAUCUUUAUCCUCUGACGCAUAUUGCUGAGUGGUGCCUGAAAAUUGUGUCUGUCCACAUCUCUCUCUUACUCGAAUCCACAUCCUUUGAACAAUAGCAUGCUAUACGUAGGGCUAACAGUGAAUUUCACACUUUUUUCCCCCCAGCACUUUUAUUAAUAAAAGUAAACAUGGACAGAACACACUGCCACUGCUGAGAAGAACACAGAUCUUUAAAAAGAAUUUUAAUGGUUCUCUUUGUGGGGAUUCAUAAUACUCAACUCUUUGGUUUUAUUCUCAUAACAUUUUUCAUGGAAAGAGAGUGAACUUACUCUCUCAACAGACAUGGCAUGCUCAUCAGAAAUGUUCAGUUCUAGCUAAAACUAAGUUUUAUAAUGCAGUCUACGGAUAGCAUUGCAUUUAAUUCCAAGAAAGUUGUUUUAAAUUGACUCAGACUAGUAUUAUGUACGUUUCAGAAUGUACGUGUAAAUACUGUGAUGAAAAUCAUGUGGUUUUAUUAGGGAUCUACCAUAAUGUGUCUUUAAAGGCACAAGAAAAUAAUGCUCACCAAAAAAAUGUGCUAACAAUAAUUUAUUGCUGUCAGCUGUUGCAAUGCUGAUACAUUUCUAGUUCAGUGAAAUAAUUUGUGACCUUGCUCUGAGGUUUUAUGGUCUGAUAAAGCACUUGCAUGAGAAUAGUAAGUCAUGUUAUUUUGUUCAAACUGAAAAGCCCUACUAAGUGCAUGAUACACCUCAUAGAAUGUAUACUAGCACAUACUAUCCAGUAAAGCAUAAAUUAGAAUUUAAUUUGGUGUGCAAACAGUUCAAUUUUUAAGAGUUGUAUUUUUAAGGAAAGGAAAAAAUAAGUUAAUGCAAAAUUUUAUCAGAGAUGAGUGGAUAUACUUUUAAAAUUCUGAACUGCAAAAUGUAGGCAAAAUAAUGGAGCUUAGCCAAAAGUGGAGCAUGAUCUCUGUACAUAGCAAUGUGAAUAAAAACCAGUGAUAAAUUCUGGUUUUCUAAAAAUGACCUUUGAGAAAGAAUUUCCAAGAUUAUCUCAACUUUUCUCUCUAUUGAAUGUUUUGAAAUUCAUUAAUACUCUCAGAGAUAAUUUCAGAACGAUUUUCUUGUUACAUGUGAUGCACUGAUCAAUUUUUGUUGCAGCAUUUUCAUACUCUCAUGGAGAACUAUUAGUUCCUGCUUCUAUAAAUAUUGUUUACAAAGUGAAGCUUGGUUUAGUCCUCUUAAGUGCUGUAGUAACUGUGGUUCGAGCAGCCUGUGGGAAACCUGUGAGAGGGAGCGGGCUGGGGGAGGGGGGGAACGGAUGGUCAGACCAUGACAGAUCUUCGACCAGUGUAAAGAUUGUGUAUCUGUAUAUAAAUAAUUUAUGGAAUAGUUUCUUUGUGUCUGUGUUAGUAUAUUUAAAGCUGCUCAUUUCAUUUGAUACAACCAAAAAAGAAAAGGGAGAUAACUAACAAGCUUCUAGUAAUAUUCAAUAUUGCUGUUAAUAGGCAUUAUACCCUGCAAGUUCACUGCAUGUCUGAUGCUUGGUAAAAUUAGUAUUCCCUGUACAAUACAGAUUACAGAUAUUAAGCAAACUAGUGGUAUACCCGCCCCUUGCCUUAGUAAGAGGAGCAGUGAAAAUGUAUAUAGUUGAUGUUCAGUAUUUCCAAGUAUCAUUUUUUUAUAUAGUUUCUUGACCAUAAGUCACACACAUUUAAAGAAAAUUUUAAAAAGAUUACCCUUAGUGUAUGUGAGUGUUUUAAUAUUUAGAAAAUUGGCAUAUGUACUUUAUUUUUGAAAAGGGAAGCAGUGGGUGUGGGGUGGCAAUAGCAUUGUGCCAUUUUGUCAUAGAAUGUAAAAAAUUGGUUAACUUUACAAAUGUCUGCUAGUUUUGACUACUAAUUGGGGGAAAUUUUAGAUAAUUUUUAAAUUCAAAGUUAUUUAUAAAAGGCUAGAAUUUGUUUUAAUUUUUUUGUAUUUUGAGCCACUUCACAUGAAGACUCAGUUGCAAUUUUUAUCAAAUACAUUUGUAUUAACAGUUGAAUACGGUGGUGGUUUUCUCAAGAGUUAAGAGUGUUGUUACCAUUUUCUCCGUAGGGACAAUAUUCUUUUCAGAAUGAAAGAGGUGUCUUUCAGUUAAGUAGGGGGGGAAAACUUUAGCUGUAUUAAUUAAAUGGAAGAAGAUCUGUGAAUGCUUUACACUAACCAUCUCAUUAACUACCACUGAAAUCUAUAACUCAGAACUGGUCCGAUGGUCAGGAGCCAACUAUGCAGCAGUGAACAGACUGUUUAAUUAUUCUGUAGGUUUUGUGUGUGAGAAGCAGGUUAACCCAGUUCUAAACUUGUGUAUGAAGGUGACCCUUUGGGGAGUAGUUCAUGUCAGUCGAUUAAUUGGUUACUUUUAGGGAGUAGAAACUUUUUUCUCAGCUCUGAACAUGAAUUACUACUUGGGAGGUUUUCCCCCCUUCAUAUUUUGGUUGUUUCCAGGAAUUUGAAAUAUUAAUGAUAUAAAGUAGCAUUAUUCUUAAGCUGUGGAUAUUUUUAUUUUAUAUUUUAUUUAUAACUGUGCCAAGUAUUAUUUUGCUACUUAACCGUGUUACUCUGUGGAAAGAAAAACCUGUAAAGUGUUUAAUAAAUUAGCUCUCCUUACAUAAAUUAAAUUGUUAAAAUUUUUAAAAAUAUUAAUCAGAAUAAAUAUUGACUCUUAAGUGUG